GGAACUGCCGCCACGCCAGCGCAGCGCGCGACGCUGCCAAAGCCGGAGGCAAUUCCCGUUGGCGUUGUUAUCGGGAGUGUCAUCGUUGUCCCGCACGGCAUGCAGUUCGCCGACGACGGCUCGGGCCAAACCGUCGUGCAGCUAUCCGAGAGUGUCGUGCUCCCGAGCCAGCUUCAAGAUGCGAGGAUCAGCCCGGACGCCGUGCCGUGUUUCACGUAUGAGCGUGAGGGCAGGGCAGCGACGCCACUAGAGGAGACAAAUGUGAUUCUUUGGUUGCAUGCAGGUGGUAACAUCAUUGGCCAUCCUGCCGACUACGGCCAGCCGGGCCCGCAAUGGGUCCCGACGAUCAGCAAGGUCGCGGCGGGUUUCGACGGCGUGAUCUUUGCGCCUUCCUACCGCCUCGCGACUGUCCCAGAGAACACAUACCCUGCGAAUCUACAGGACAUAUGGCACGCGUACCAUUACGUCCUCGAGCAGGGAUACCAGCCCAAGAACAUUCGCCUCGUGGGCGAGAGUGCCGGUGGCAAUUCUGUGUUCAUCCUCACCUGAUUUGAUUUGAUUCGUCAUUUUAAUGUCCAGGAGGGCGAUACACCCUAA
Messenger RNA from Coniophora puteana RWD-64-598 SS2, 597 nucleotides. RefSeq lists its product as uncharacterized. Gene Ontology annotation, molecular function: hydrolase activity. Bases 100 to 549 code for a protein of 149 amino acids. NCBI's taxonomy places the organism in Eukaryota, Fungi, Basidiomycota, Agaricomycetes, Boletales, Coniophoraceae. The record is from RefSeq and is a predicted model, not a curated record. The transcript has 3 exons.